CAGCUUCUUAGAAUUUAAAUACCUAGUCACAAACACAUAUGUGUCUGUAUGUGUACAUGUAUUUUAUGUUCUUGUUAUCUGGAUAGGAAUCAGACAUGGAGACAUUAAGGUCUUCUAAAAGGUACAGUCUUCUGUAUACAAUCUUGGGAUUUUGUAUGUUCACUUGCUCUCUGGAGAAUAGAAAAGCCAGGUCCAGAGAAUCAAGUCAGGCUUCUGCCUUAUGGUCCCCUUUGCUCUUGCCUUGUUAAAUUCUACAGCUAACCUGCUAGUGGUGUUUGAUCUUGGAGCUGUCUCUUCUGGGUGUUAUCUUGCUAACAAAGGGCCCACCAGGGGGUUCUUUCCAUCUGAUUUGGCAGCAGGUGGCUCUGUCCGCCUCCUCCCAGUUGCUCUGCCCAUAAAUGAGGAGUCUGCGGAGCCCUGUUUCCAGAGUCCCUCAGCUGCUGGAGCCCAGUGGAGCGCUCGUGGCAGGGGAUGGGUUGUGGGACCAGCAGGAAGGUGGUCUCAGAGCCGCCCACCCUGGCCAGCGUCAAGCACCAAGGCCAACGCCAAGGCAGCACUGGUAGUGCGGGGCCCUGGCCGGAGGGGACUGCGGCUCAGGCAGCUCAGAGGAUGCAGGUGGCUCUCUUCCGAGCCAAGUUUGAUUCCCGAGUCCUUGCCAGAUAUGAUAUCAAAGCUCUCAUUGGAACAGGCAGAUUCAGCAAGAUUGUCAGGGUGGAGCAGAAGACUACCAAGAAACCUUUUGCAAUAAAAGUGAUGGAAACCAGAGAGCGAGAAGGCCGAGAAGCAUGUGAAGCUGAGCUGAGCGUCCUGAGGCGGGUGAACCACCAUUACAUUGUGCAGCUCAUGGAGAUUUUUGAGGUCCAGGAUCGAGUGUACAUGGUGAUGGAACUGGCUACGGGAGGGGAGCUGUUUGAUCGACUCCUUGCUCAGGGAUCUUUUACAGAACAGGAUGCUGUCCGGAUCCUCCAGAUGGUGGCCGAUGGGAUUCGCUAUUUGCACGGUUUGCGAAUAACUCAUAGGGACCUAAAACCUGAAAAUCUCUUGUAUUAUCAUCCGGGUGCGGAGUCAAAAAUUUUAAUCACAGAUUUUGGUUUGGCUCACUCUGGGAAUAACAGGGGUGACUGGAUGAUGAGGACACUCUGUGGGACCCCAGAGUACAUAGCCCCUGAGGUGUUGUUACGGAAGCCUUAUACCAGUGCUGUGGACAUGUGGGCUUUGGGUGUUAUCACAUAUGUUUUACUUAGUGGAUCCCUGCCUUUUGAUGAUGAAAGCCAUUCAAAGCUUUACAAGAAGAUUCUUAAAGGCAAAUAUCAUUAUAUAGGAGAGCCUUGGCCAAGCAUCUCCCAUUUGGCGAAGGACUUCAUAGACAAGCUACUGAUUUUGGAAGCCAGUCACCGAAUGUCAGCUGGCCAGGCCUUGGACCAUCCCUGGGUCGUCAACAUGGGAGAGGGGAGUUCCAUGAAGAAUCUUCAGAGAGCUAUUUCCCGGAACCUCAUGAGGAGGGCGUCUCCCCACUCUCAGAGCCCUGGGUCAGCACAGUCUUCCAAGUCAAAGCAGCCAUGGAGCAGGAGAAAGUUAAGAACAGCAGGAUCUCCCCUCCCUGCACUUUCGUAAGCAAGUGACCUCUGAAAUCAUUUCCCCCCCAAUUUUAAGCCAGAUCCAAUGAAUUAAUUCAUACUGUUAGUUAAAGAGGGACCAUUUUAUCAUGACUAUGGGACCCUAGAGCUCAAAAGACAUGGGAACAUGGAGUUACUGUCAGAUGUUGAUUUUUACUUUUAUCAUCUUUUGCUGUAUAAUUUUUCCUAUGCAUAUUUCACCCCCCUGAAUAUGUAUUAUUGCAUGAUAGUAAGUGGUAGGUGCAUUUGUAUAACUGAAAAAGGCAAAUGAUGAUAAUUAUUUUAGUGUUGAAUGGUUUAAAUGAAACAUGAUAUUAUGGGGAUAAAGGAUAAUUAUGUGGAAGAAUAAUGAAUUAAAGACACAGACUCAAUUAGAUAUAGGGAAUAAAUGUAUUUAUCCUUGAAAAUACUGAUUUAUAUUUAAGGCCCACUGUAUGGUGUUAA
Molecule: messenger RNA, 2060 nt
Organism: Perognathus longimembris pacificus (Pacific pocket mouse)
Lineage: Eukaryota; Metazoa; Chordata; Mammalia; Rodentia; Heteromyidae
Gene: Pskh2
Product: protein serine kinase H2
Exons: 3
Coding region: 472-1614 (380 amino acids)
Biological process (GO): protein phosphorylation
Molecular function (GO): ATP binding; protein kinase activity
Source: RefSeq, a predicted model, not a curated record